Messenger RNA from Phascolarctos cinereus (koala), 8547 nucleotides. It is a transcript of the gene TRIM33, whose product is annotated as tripartite motif containing 33. The record is from RefSeq and is a predicted model, not a curated record. NCBI's taxonomy places the organism in Eukaryota, Metazoa, Chordata, Mammalia, Diprotodontia, Phascolarctidae. Gene Ontology annotation, molecular function: zinc ion binding; protein binding. Gene Ontology annotation, cellular component: chromatin.
UUCUCGCCGGCCGUUCUCGCUGCUGCUGCGGCUGGGGCUGGGGGUGGCGGCGGCGCGGGCGGCUGGCGGCGCGGGGCGGUCCGGCGGGUUCAAAGAGGAAAACAUGGCGGAAAACAAAGGCGGCGGCGGCGGCGAGGCCGAGAGUGGCGGCGGCGGGGUCAGCGGCAGUGCGGCGGCAGCGACGGCGGCCGGGCCCGGGGCUGCGGGACCCGCGGGGCCGGAGGCGGAGCCGCCUCUCGCCGCGGUGCUAGUGGAAGAGGAGGAGGAGGAGGAGGGCGGCAGGGCCGGGCCGGAGGGCGGCGCGGCGGCCGGGCCCGAGGACGGGGGGGUGUCGGCGGCCUCCUCGGGCUCAGCCCCUGCGGCCUCCGCCGCCGCCGUCGCGGCCUCGGCGGGUCCAGCGGCUCCCGCGGGUCCGGGAGCGGCGAUUGCGGCCCCGGCCGCGGCGGCCCCGGCCGCCCCAGCAGUCCUGGCGGCGCCUGCCCCCGCGCCGGCGGGGCCGCCUCCCGGGCCCCCGGCCUCUCUGCUGGACACCUGCGCGGUGUGUCAGCAGAGCCUGCAGAGCCGCCGUGAGGCGGAGCCCAAGCUGCUGCCCUGCCUGCACUCCUUCUGCCUCCGCUGCCUGCCCGAGCCCGAGCGCCAGCUCAGCGUGCCCAUCCCAGGCGGCAGCAACGGCGACAUCCAGCAAGUUGGAGUAAUACGAUGCCCAAUAUGCCGCCAGGAAUGCAGACAGAUAGAUCUUGUUGAUAAUUACUUUGUAAAAGAUACAUCUGAGGCACCUAGCAGCUCUGAUGAAAAAUCUGAACAGGUGUGCACAAGCUGUGAAGAUAAUGCUAGUGCAGUUGGAUUUUGUGUAGAAUGUGGGGAAUGGCUUUGCAAGACUUGUAUAGAAGCACAUCAACGAGUAAAAUUCACUAAGGAUCAUCUAAUUAGGAAGAAGGAAGAUGUCUCAGAGGCUGUUGGAGCAUCUGGUCAGCGCCCUGUUUUCUGUCCUGUCCACAAACAAGAACAGUUGAAACUUUUCUGUGAAACGUGUGAUAGACUGACAUGUAGAGACUGCCAACUAUUGGAGCACAAGGAACAUAGGUAUCAGUUUUUGGAAGAAGCAUUUCAAAACCAAAAGGGUGCAAUUGAGAAUUUAUUAGCAAAACUUCUUGAAAAGAAGAAUUAUGUUCAUUUUGCUGCAACUCAAGUGCAGAAUAGGAUAAAAGAAGUAAAUGAAACUAACAAACGAGUAGAACAGGAAAUUAAAGUGGCCAUUUUCACUCUCAUCAAUGAAAUAAAUAAGAAGGGCAAGUCUCUCUUACAACAGCUAGAGAAUGUUACCAAGGAAAGGCAGAUGAAAUUGAUACAGCAGCAGAAUGACAUCACAGGACUUUCACGGCAAGUGAAGCAUGUCAUGAACUUCACCAACUGGGCCAUCGCAAGUGGCAGCAGCACAGCAUUGCUGUACAGCAAGCGACUGAUUACUUUUCAGUUACGCCAUAUUUUGAAAGCCCGCUGUGAUCCUGUUCCAGCUGCUAAUGGAGCCAUACGUUUCCAUUGUGAUCCUACCUUCUGGGCAAAGAAUGUGGUCAAUUUGGGUAAUCUAGUUAUUGAAAGUAAACCAACCCCUGGUUAUACACCUAAUGUUGUAGUUGGACAAGUUCCUCCAGGCACAAACCACAUAAGUAAAACACCUGGACAGAUUAACCUGGCUCAGCUCCGCCUCCAGCACAUGCAGCAGCAAGUGUACGCCCAGAAACACCAGCAGUUACAACAGAUGAGGAUGCAACAGCCACCAGCAGGAGCAGCAACUACAACAACACCACCCCAGCAACAUCCUAGACAAGCAGCCCCGCAAAUGUUGCAGCAGCAGCCGCCACGAUUAAUCAGUGUGCAGACAAUGCAGAGGGGAAACAUGAACUGUGGGGCUUUCCAAGCCCACCAGAUGAGGAUGGCUCAGAAUGCUGCUCGAAUACCUGGGAUACCCCGGCAUAGUGGACCUCAGUAUUCCAUGAUGCAGCCUCACCUCCAAAGACAACAUUCUAACCCAGGACAUGCCGGGCCUUUUCCUGUUGUGUCUGUACAUAAUACCACAAUCAACCCAACCAGUCCCACUACAGCCACCAUGGCAAAUGCUAAUCGUGGUCCUACCAGCCCUUCUGUUACAGCAAUAGAGCUUAUUCCCUCUGUAACCAAUCCAGAGAAUUUACCAUCCCUUCCAGACAUCCCACCAAUACAGUUGGAAGAUGCUGGAUCAAGUAGUUUAGAUAAUCUCCUAAGUAGAUAUAUCUCAGGCAGUCACCUACCCCCACAGCCUACAAGUACCAUGAAUCCCUCUCCAGGACCCUCUGCCCUUUCGCCAGGAUCAUCAGGCUUAUCCAAUUCCCACACACCUGUGAGGCCACCAAGUACCUCCAGCACAGGCAGUCGAGGCAGCUGUGGGUCAUCAGGCAGAACUACAGAGAAGGCAAGUCUUAGCUUCAAAUCUGACCAAGUAAAGGUCAAGCAAGAGCCUGGGACUGAGGAAGAAAUAUGCAGCUACUCAGGAACUGUGAAACAAGAGAAAACAGAGGAUGGCAGGAGGAGUGCAUGCAUGUUAAGCAGUCCUGAGAGCAGCUUGACACCACCUCUGUCAACCAACUUGCAUCUGGAGAGUGAGUUGGAUGCGUUAGGAAGCUUGGAAAAUCAUGUCAAAACAGAACCUAUGGAUAUCGGUGAAAGCUGUAAACAGCCUGGGCUCAGCAGUCUUGUCAAUGGAAAAUCUCCAAUGCGAAAUCUAAUGCACCGUUCAGCAAGGACUGGAGAAGGCAACAACAAAGAGGAUGACCCAAAUGAAGAUUGGUGUGCUGUGUGCCAAAAUGGAGGGGAUCUUUUAUGCUGUGAAAAGUGUCCAAAGGUCUUUCACCUCACCUGUCACGUUCCAACACUUCUCAGCUUUCCAAGUGGAGAAUGGAUUUGCACAUUUUGCAGAGAUCUUGGGAAACCUGAAGUUGAAUAUGAUUGUGACAAUUUGCAACACAGCAAGAAGGGGAAAACUGCACAGGGCUUAAGCCCCAUGGACCAAAGGAAAUGUGAACGUCUACUGCUUUACCUCUAUUGCCAUGAACUGAGUAUUGAAUUCCAGGAACCAGUCCCUGUUUCGAUACCAAACUACUAUAAAAUUAUAAAGAAACCAAUGGAUUUAUCCACAGUGAAAAAGAAGCUUCAAAAGAAACAUUCCCAACACUACCAAAUCCCUGAUGACUUUGUGGCAGACGUCCGGUUGAUCUUCAAGAACUGUGAAAGGUUUAAUGAAAUGAUGAAAGUUGUUCAAGUUUAUGCAGAAACACAAGAGAUUAAUUUGAAGGCUGAUUCAGAAGUAGCACAGGCAGGGAAAUCAGUUGCUUUGUACUUUGAAGAUAAGCUCACAGAGAUCUACUCAGACAGGACCUUCCCGCCUUUGCCAGAAUUUGAGCAAGAAGAGGAUGAUGGUGAGAUAACUGAGGACUCUGAUGAAGACUUUAUCCAGCCACGCCGAAAACGCCUAAAAUCAGAUGAGAGACCCGUACAUAUAAAGUAGAAUGACACCAUGGACCUAAAUAACAUUGUAAAAACUUAAUUUAAGUGUUGCUGGAACAUCCCGCCUACGGUUGGCCACCUCCUUGAAGAAGCUGGUAGCUUGCUUUUAGACAGUAUUAGAUUGAAAAAUGUUUGGACGGAAAACACAUUCUUGUCAAAAAGAGGGGACAGCUUUAUUGCGGACAUAAAAGAAAAACAGUUGAUUUGAAGUUCCCUGUUCUUCCCGAAGAAGACGGGUGUCCGUGUUCUCACACUUAGAGACGGGCGAAUAUUGGUGAUCAUGUGUGGUUUAGAUUGGUGUAGGAUACUGGCUGUACAGGUAAAUAAUUUGAGUCAUGUUGCUUGAUAAUUUUUCUCUUAGGACUGGACCAGCACAGUUACUAAAUCAGAUUAUUCCCAGUACUGGGUUCUUGUCUAGUUAAAGUGAAAGUAGCAUUACUCAAAUUUUCCUCUAAUAUGGGCUCAACAUUGAAUCAUGACUUUCAAUCAAUUAGUUUUUCUCAUUUGAAUGUUUUUGGGCCUAACUUUCUGUGUUAGUUCAGAAAACUAACUUGGUUCUCAUAGCUAGAUGCAGGAAAUUCAACCUUCAUUCACUUGUUGUUCAGCCUUCCCGGCCUACUGAAUUAGUGAGCAGCAGCAGUGCUGGGGCCAGUAGGGUGAGCCUGAAAAAGAGAUGGCAGUUCUUCAGUAGUGGAUCAUGUAUAUUUAUAAUAGAGUCCUAUCCAGAAACACACCCCCACACAAUUGCACUUCCCAGGUUAACUCAUUUGAUUGUAUUGUUGCCCCCAUGAAACAGGCAGAAUGUUUGUUCCAAAAUUAAUUUAGUUUCAUGUGCAUUUAAAUUUGAGUCUGAGAAGGUAACUACUGGCAGUCAUCCAGUCUUCCUUCAUAUCAGUUUUCUGAUAGACCACUAUUGGCAAACAAUAACCUGUCAACUACCAAAUGUGUAAAAUUUCCUGUAUUUCACUUUGUCUUAUUUGUAAAUAGUGAACUGAAACUUCUGGCAGAUCGGCAACAUUUGCUGAGCCUGUUUUUUAAGCUAAUGUGUAUUCUUACUAAUGUUCCUAUCAAGAAUGGAUUUGUAAUAUAUGCUGUCUAUUUCUAACAUCACAUUCAUAUUUUGAGGUUCUAUCUUAUUUUAAUAGAGAACAGACUUCUCAAAGCUUUCUUCAGAAACAGCUUGUGAAUGAAAUGUCUAAAAGAUUAUCACAAACCCGGUGGGGUUAGAUUACUCGUCCGUCCACCAAGUGGGACAUUUGCAUAGCUCCCCACUGGGGACUUAAAGGCCGUGAAGAGGGUUGGGAGUCAGAGCCUGAAAAUCAGCCGGUCCCCACUUGAAUGGUAUUUGGAGUAUACCCACCUCUGCUACCCUGGUCGCAGCAUUACUAAGCAGAUAAAUCAACUUUACUCUGGAAUGGUUCGUUUUUGUUCUCUCCAUUAGUAAUGCUUAGAUCCAAGACAUGUGUAAUUUAGCCCUUGUACAGGCUUUUCUUUUGUUAGGAAGAACAUUUUAAAGUCCUACUUUUAUUUGGACAAAUUAGAUCGAAAUACAGUGGCCAAAAUAAAAGAAUGUGCUAUUAGAGAUUUUCUCAGACACAGCAGAUUUGUGGCAAACCUUUUGCCUUUUUUUUUUUAAUAUACAUUCAGCAUGAGUAGUUCAUACAGUAUAGGCCAUUCAUAAAAUAAAAUUAUUUGACUUAACUGUACUGUAGAAAUAAAUAUUUUUAGCUCAUUUUGAACCAACAAAAACACUCUAAAGAAAUGCUUGUGCAAAAUUCCUUUGGGUUGUUUCUUUUAUUUACCAAGGGAAGAAAAACAAAUAACCUUGAGGCCUUUCUAAAAUAUUAAAGAAAACAGAGUGGAGUCCAUAAGUGCUAGUUUGACUCACUUCACUGUAUGAUCUUAAAUUCCAGACCUUCCUGUAAAUUGAAUUACAAAAGAAGCAUUAAAAUAUUUUAGAAUUUCACUCAAGUUUGCAGAGAACAGUUUUUCCCCAAAAGUAGCUACCUUUUUCACUUGAAAGAAUUUUUCUCUUCCUCUGAGUCCUCCACCCCUCCUUUCCCUUCUACCUGCUCCCUUCUUUAUCACUUUAAAAUGAGUGGAAAAACACAUUUGCUGGAAGACCUUUUAGGUCAGGAGGGUGACCAGUUCCCUUUUAGGGAGGGCAGGGGUGCUUUGAGUCCUGACAGGGGCUGUACCUUUGCUUUCUCUUUCGUGGUUCUUCAUUAUUGUCCCAUCAGCACAAUCUGUCUUUUUAGAAAAGAGGGAAUUAGCAGUUUUAUAUUCUGUUUGUUUUCCAGUAUUUGUAUCUUUGGGGAGGGGGAUAGAGAUGAGAAAAGUUUGGUUCUUAAAGACCAUGUUAGAAAUUCUUCAAAUCAUUUGGAAUUUGAUGUGCAGAAAACCUUAUUGCUUCUCCAGCAGCCAUUCACAGUUGAGCAAAUAAACUGAAGGUCACAAGUAUUCGCUUUGGACUUAGUUGAACUUUUCCCUUACAUACUAUACAGAAUAUAAGCUCUGAUAAGAAGGGUAUUUCAUUUGAGUAUCCCAUGUUAUACUGUGGCCAGUAGCAUUGGACCUUGUUAAUAUAAAUUCUCUUGGUAGCCAGAAAUUUUGCAUAUUUUCCAAUUAAGUUGCAGUGAAGACCAACUUUGAACAUAGAAUAACAAUGGCGGAUAUUGGGGGUUAUUUUGGUUUAUUUUGGAAGCCUCAUGUCCUUGUCUUUCUCAGGAGUUUCAGUAUUUGCAUAUUUGCAUAUUUCUUUGUAAUAGCAAUUCCUGAACAAGUCUCAUUUGUACAAUGCUUAGGUUCUUUCCCAUGAUACCUACCCUCAACCCCUUCCCAAACCAAAACAAAACCACGGAUGUUAAAGUAAAAAAACCCUUUCCUGAUCUGUGAUCACUUUAAUGUUUGUGUGGUUCAUAGCACCUGGCCCAGUGUAUUCAUUGCUAUGAAGGGAUGACUUUACAUGGUGAAUACAUGUAGAGGGAGUUUCUGAGCUUUUAGCUUUAGAACAUGCCGUGCUUGGAAUAAACCUUCAAGCUAUCAUCACAGAGUAUGAAGGGCCUGAUGCUGAGAUGGUUUUUAUUGGUGUUCUACUUUAUGAUGUAAAAUGUCUGGAUGGCCAAAUGAUGUAAGGUGUCUAAUUCUGAUAACUUGUUUAAAGAAAUACUUUUUUGAACAAAAUCAUAUCUCAUUUUUGGUUGUAACUGGCCCUGAGAUUUUUUUUUUAAGUUAAUCCAAAGAAGUAAAGGCAGUUUGUUCUGAAACAGAUGUGAAAAGUGUAUAGUGUGCUAAUUGUGGACUGAUCAAUUACCUCAGCAGGUAUCCUGCCUUGUAAUUACUAGUGAUUAGUGUUAACCAGCUAAAUAGAUUCAGGUCUCCUGACUGUGCCCUGGGACUGUGGCCUACCACGUACUAUGAAGGCUGUGUUCCUAUCCAAAAAAGGGGUGCGUGACCACCUCCCUCAUUCCCUUUUCUCCCUGGCCUCCUGUUCCCUCUUUUUUUUUUUAAUCCCCCAUCCCAUAUACACUUUUAACAAGCAGACAUGCUCUGUAAGUGUAGAUAGCUUAUUUCUUGUCAAAGCUGGCAUUCAGCACCUCUUGCUGUCAACAUCAUUAACAUUGGAUCAAUGAAAUAUUUUAUAAAGUUUUUAUCCCUUUAUGAUCAGAAAAUCCACACCUGUGCUUGUCAUAGAACAUUUAUUAACUAAUCUACUGAAGUUUAGGUAACAGCAGCAGCGUUCCCAAUUACAGUACAUUAUAACAGCAUUCUGGACACAGACUCCUCCAUUUAUUUCCCUCCCAAUUGUCUCCUCCUUGAAAAGCAAUAAAACUGCUUUAAGUCUGUUGCCUAAUUGCAUGACAUGAAUCCUUUCCUUUGGACAGUGAUUUUUUAGGAAAGUUUGUAUGCAUAUCACCAGGACUAGCUUUUAAAAAAUAAAAAUAUAAAUGGGCAGGAGUUACUGAUGAUAUAUUGUGGCAUUUUAUUUUAAAAAUUGGGGAAAGUUACAUAUUUUUUUAAAAGUAGGUGUUUGAGUAAAUAAUGGAGGUACUUUUUUUAAGAAAUAAAUUUAUAUGCCACAGUUUACAUAGACAUAUUUCAGACUUCACAUAUAUACACUUGGAUAUGGCAGUUUCUUUUACUUUGUUAAAAAUGCAUGUACAGAAAUUCUUCCACCUUAGUUCCUUGUGGUUGCCGACUUGUUCCUUUAUAAUAAUGCUUUUUAUUGUAUCUGAGAAUCAGUAGUUUUCAAAAAGUACAGUUAAUUUGGAUAUCUUUAACAUAACUGUUGAACUACAAAAUGUUCAGAAAUUCAGUUUUACCCUUUUUCUAGCAAGUAAUCUUUACAAUUGAAGACUGUUCUUUUGAAUUAGCUGGAUUUCUACAUGGUAAGGCACUAAAAGCGUUUUGUAAGUGCCUUUGCAGCAUUCCCUUUUGAGUGUGACCUAAAUUUAAAACAUAAAAAGAAAUGCAUGUCUGCUACUGGUCUGAAAAAUGUAGGCAUUUAUUAUGUUGAAAACACAAUGAAACAUGUAUAUAAGCCUAUAAAAAGAUUUGUGCAAUUGAAAGCCUGUUAAUUUUUUUAGGUAGAUGAAAUAACUACACAUGAAAGGGUUAAAUUCACAGCAUUCUUAAUGAUGGUUUUUGCUCCCAGUAUUUACUGGUACUUUUUUUUUGCACAUAGUUAACUUGACUCAUCCUUCAAUAUGAUUCUUCAAAAAAAAGUACUGUUUCUGUGGUAUGGUAUUCUCUAAAUAAUCAUAUUUAAUUUUUUAAUGAGGUUACAGUUCCUAAUUGUUCCGUUCCUGUGUUUUUUGCUGGUGUGUAAUAAAGGCAAGUUUUUUCUUUUCAUGGUUAUUUAAUACAUUAGCAGCCUGUAAAUAUUUCUUGUUUAAAAUGCUCUGGAAUGUGUUGUAGAAGUUGUAUUAGAUCAGUUAAAAGCAUUGUUUAAGAACCACUUUGUUUUGGUUAUUUCUAUUAAAUUAGAAAAAUGAAAAAGUUUUCAAA